AUGGCCCCGCUGGGCGAGCGCAAGGACCUCGUUCAGAGCAGGCAGCCGGUCCUGUGCCCGCCCAGGCCCGCGUGCCUGUCACGGCCAGAGCACAUCGCGAUGCGCUAUCGAGCAAGAUGGCGGAGUCAUUCCAGCGCCCACCGACCUCGCACCCAAGCAUGGAACCGGAAGAGGGACUGCGCGGAGUAUGCGGAGUUCGGUGGCCGCGACACGCAGGACGGCCCCAUCAGCGCGGCGUGCAUUGUUAUCAUGCCCAAACUUGUCGUGGCCCUGCUCCAACCGCACCGCGCGCGAGCUGAUGGAGCAAAGCGGCUUUUAACCACCUAUUCCGAAGCUCUGAACCAGGAGAGGGCCUCGGAGCCCCCGAGCAUGCCUUCCAGCGAGCGCUGGUUUAUCGGGUGCGGCGUGAGUCGCUCUGAGAAUGGGGCUUCCUUCAAGGGCCCAUAUUGGUUGGACAGGGAUUUGGAGAGGUUCAAGAUGACUUCAGCUCAGAGCAGUGCGGAUCGAAGGCACAUCCUCUCGGACUUCUGCGGGCAGCUCUGGUGGCGCAUACAGAACCAGCCAGAAAGCCUGUGCCUGCCGCUAACAGUGGACUUCGUGGGCGAGCAUGGCAUCGAUGCUGGGGGGUUGCGAAAGGAGUGCCUCCACUUGGUCUUGCGAGAGAUGUACACCAAGACGCAGAUCUUCGCAGAGCUGGACGAGUGGCCGGGUCUGCUCUGGUUCCGCCCACCCAGCGAGCAUGAUAAGGUGCUUUCCAGCACCCCUCCAGAGCAGACAGCACACGACGAGACCUGGGUGGAGCAUCUGCCUGAGAUCGCCGGAGCUAUCGUGGGCUUGGCCGUUUACAACGCCAUCUACUUGGACUUCAGGUUGCAUCCUCUCAUGUACAAGUUCCUCAUCCACGGUCUGGCGAACCAUACCAUCGAGGACCUUCAGGGUCUUCAUCCAUCUCUCUACAGGUCCCUGACCAGCCUGCGCAAGCACGACAUUCGGGACCUAUGCUUGACGUGGUCGGUCCGGCUGCCUGGUGCCAACGAGGACACAGCGUUGGGAGGAAGGCCGCGAAGUGCCGACGUGCAGCAAGAUGAGCUCGAAGCAUUCAUUCGAGAGUAUGCGCAAGCCGCCCUCUAUGCGGGCGACAUGGAGCAGCUCCGGGGGUUUGUGCAAAAAGCCUCGGUUUGCAUGGCUGUCGGGCCAGCCUUCCGCCUCUGCACCGCCCAUGAUUUGGAGCUGCUGAUAUGCGGGCUUCCAUAUCUUGGGGACUUCAAGGACCUUGAGCUCAGCUGCAAGUACGCAAAUGGCUUUCAUCCAGAUCAUCCCGUGGCAAAGACGUUCUGGCGGGUGGUGCACGGCAUGUCCGAGAUCUGGCAGCGGAAGUUGCUGCUUUUCUGCACGGGCUGUGAUCGAGUACCCAUCUUGGGCCUGCGGGCUCUGAACUUCGUUCUGUCACGGAGCGCCGUUGACCUGGACCAUCUCCCGACGGCUAACACUUGCAUCAAUCAGCUGAACUUGCCGGAGUAUCCGACGGAGGAAAUGAUGCAUGCUCGUCUGCAUGCUGCAUUGGAGCACUACACGGGCUUCGGCUUCGCCUGA
Messenger RNA from Symbiodinium sp. CCMP2456, 1593 nucleotides. NCBI's taxonomy places the organism in Eukaryota, Dinophyceae, Suessiales, Symbiodiniaceae. The record is from the annotation of a GenBank genome assembly.